Molecule: messenger RNA, 657 nt
Organism: Leptinotarsa decemlineata (Colorado potato beetle)
Lineage: Eukaryota; Metazoa; Arthropoda; Insecta; Coleoptera; Chrysomelidae
Gene: ninaC
Product: STKc_myosinIII_N_like and MYSc_Myo21 domain-containing protein ninaC
Biological process (GO): regulation of actin filament length; peptidyl-serine phosphorylation
Cellular component (GO): myosin complex
Molecular function (GO): protein serine/threonine kinase activity; microfilament motor activity; ATP binding
Source: RefSeq, a predicted model, not a curated record
GUGAGCUAUGGUGUAAUGGAAAUAAAGCAAAAUAAUUUAAUUCCAGAAGUAAAUUAGCUGCUGCGAAUGAAUUAGGCUGUAUUUUCUUGUUUCAUAGUGCUCUCCGUAUGUAUACGUGAUAUCAUUACAGAUUCUCUAGUAUUUGCCUGCUCAUUGUGAAAAUUGUUGAAAUUCAAAUAUAAAAGAAUGAAAAUUAAUUUCUCUGAAAUACCGGAACCCGGAAAACGGUACGAGUUCGGCGAAAUAUACGGAUAUGGAGUUUAUGGAAAAGUAUAUUCAGCGACUGACACACAGGCGAGCAAGAAAAACGUGGCGAUCAAACUUCAAAAGUAUGAGGAAAGUUCCAAACAGUUUGUCGAAGAAGAGUAUAAAAUAUUGAGAGAUUUCAGUCACCACUUGAACAUUGUCGACUUCUAUGGAAUUUAUCGAAUAGGAAUAGAGAUUUGGAUGGUCUUAGAGCCCUGUGAAGGAGGUCCAGUUAUCGACCUGGUGAAUGGUUUAUUGGCAAAAAACCGGAGGAUGGCCGAAGAACAUAUUGCAUAUGUCAUCAAAGAAACUGUCAGAGCUGUUACAUACCUGCACGAGAAUAAAGUCAUCCAUAGGGAUAUAAAGGGUAGUAAUAUUCUGCUAACAAGGGAAGGAGAAGUGAAAUUGUGA